AUGUCUCAAGAUAAACCACUUCCCUUUGUAUACACCUUUGCCGCAGGUGCCAUUGCCGGCAUCUCGGAGAUUCUGACCAUGUACCCUCUGGAUGUUGUGAAGACCCGAGUGCAACUUCAAACCGGCAAGGGAACUAGCGCAGACUCAUACAAUGGUAUGGUAGACUGCUUCCAGAAGAUCGUUCGCAAUGAAGGAUUUUCGAGGUUAUACAGGGGCAUCACAGCCCCCAUUCUGAUGGAAGCUCCCAAGCGCGCCACCAAGUUCGCCGCCAACGAUGAAUGGGGCAAGUUCUACCGCAAAGCCUUCGGUGCUGAGAAGAUGAACCAAUCGCUAUCGAUUUUAACGGGUGCCUCGGCCGGUGCCACCGAGUCUUUUGUCGUUGUACCUUUCGAAUUGGUCAAGAUCAGACUUCAAGACAAGGCUUCUGCGGGUAAAUAUACUGGCAUGAUCGAUGUCGUCUCCAAGACUAUCAAGAACGAGGGUGUUUUGGCCAUGUACAAUGGCCUUGAGAGUACUAUGUGGCGCCACAUACUAUGGAAUGCCGGAUACUUCGGCUGUAUCUUCCAGGUUAAAGAACUUCUACCCAAGUCCGAAAGCAAGAAGGGUGAGAUCCUCAAUGGCCUAAUCUCCGGAGGAAUUGGUGGUACUGUCGGUACGAUAAUCAACACUCCAAUGGACGUCGUCAAGUCUCGUAUCCAAAACAGCCCCAAGGUUGCCGGACAGACCCCGAAGUAUAACUGGGCUUGGGGUGCUUGCGCUACUGUCAUGAAGGAGGAGGGUUUUGGUGCCCUAUACAAGGGUUUCCUACCCAAAGUUCUAAGACUCGGACCAGGAGGAGGUAUCCUUCUAGUUGUUUUCACUAGCGUUAUGGAUUUCUUCCGUUCCAUGAAAUAA
Molecule: messenger RNA, 894 nt
Organism: Daldinia childiae
Lineage: Eukaryota; Fungi; Ascomycota; Sordariomycetes; Xylariales; Hypoxylaceae
Product: putative mitochondrial 2-oxodicarboxylate carrier
Exons: 7
Coding region: 1-894 (297 amino acids)
Biological process (GO): transmembrane transport
Source: RefSeq, a predicted model, not a curated record